AUUGAGUGAUCAGCUGACUUUUAAAAUCAUUAAAAAUUACAAAUGUCAAAAUACGGUUUAGUGACAGUAAAAGUAGUUUAAAAAUAUUUUGGGGGCGGAUUUUGCUUCAUUUUAAAUAUUAGUCAAAUUAUUUCGUAUGUGUAUUAUGUGAUUCUAAAUAUGGUGACGAAUUAAGCAUUUGCUUCUAAUCUCAGUGUAUGGUCAAGAAUUGGUGUCUUCUUCAGUCGCCUAGAUAAUAUCAAACAUGUCUCAGAGGAUGUUAAAUACUAUACAACAAUGGAUCCAUCCUAAGGACGAUGAUAGCAAUGUCAUCUCAGCAACUUCACAUAUAAUCACCAUAACACUAAUAAGCAUGUCACUCGUUGAUCUGACUUGGUUUUCAAUCAAUGGAAAUGCUUGUGUACCUUAUCUGACUCUGGGGGAGUUUUUCUGGUUUGGUUGGAAUGACGAUAUUGACUAUACCGAUUAUGAUUGUGUCAACUCAAAAAUUGUAAACAUGAUGAGAAUUACAAUUUUAUUGUGUUUUAUGACAAUAAUAUUUGCUCUCAUGGGUUUCUUCCUGGAAAUUAUUGGACCAAAACACUUGUUGUACAAAUCUCUCAGAAAAUAUGCCAUAAUGGCCACUUGUAGUGUAAUUUGGAUAAUGGUUAUCAUUGCACUUUCAUACUACAUAGUAGUACUUCUGGAAGACUCCUUAGCUAAGGUUUACCCCAAAGUCGUCUCAUCUGUAACAUAUGGAAUAGGAUUCUACCUUAUAGUUGCUUCAGGUGGUGUCACUUGCUGUGGUAUUGUCUAUACACUUCUUCCCAUUCGAACGUCCACUUACUUCAGAGAUGAUGACAGAUGUCUUUUAGAUGCAUUUGAUGACAAUUUGGACACUUUCCAUAGCCCCACACCUCCUCCUCCGUACUGCUUACCGCCUCCUCCGUAUACUCCUUGAUGGGGAUUUACAGUUGUGUUAUGUUAAGUACCAAAGUUUAGGUUAGGAAGGUACAGUAGAUUGUUGUAUAGAAUCUCAUAAAUCUCUUAAUUUAUACCUAAUAUUGUUGUACCUGAAGAAAAUACCAGUCAUUGUAUAUUUUUAUUAUUUUUAAUUCUUUCUAGAGGUCAAAUUCAAAUCAACAUCAAACUAUAACAGCACAAUAGCUGUGUUGACUCAGUGAAAUGCCCAGGAUUCACUCAAGAUAUUUCAAAGUUUUUUUGUUAUUCAAAUUAUUCAGUAUACAAUAAUUUGUUAUUGUUCUUUCAUUCUAUUGUACCACUUUAUGUUCAUAUAGAAUUCUAGAGUGUAUAUUUUGCUAAUACAGAGAAAUAUAAUAUAUGUAUAUUUAGCUUAUGAAGAAAUGUAAAGAAAUAAUCGUGAUAGAUGGUUAUAAUCUAGUCCUUAUUGAAUAAACAUAUGAGAAACGUUCAUAUUACCUAUUGCCAGAAA
This is a messenger RNA of Leptinotarsa decemlineata (Colorado potato beetle), 1432 nucleotides long. RefSeq names its product transmembrane protein 127. Gene Ontology annotation, cellular component: membrane. Gene Ontology annotation, biological process: negative regulation of cell population proliferation; negative regulation of TOR signaling. NCBI's taxonomy places the organism in Eukaryota, Metazoa, Arthropoda, Insecta, Coleoptera, Chrysomelidae. The record is from RefSeq and is a predicted model, not a curated record.